This is a messenger RNA of Colletotrichum destructivum, 1895 nucleotides long. RefSeq names its product Putative bromodomain, SKP1/BTB/POZ domain superfamily, Bromodomain-like superfamily protein. The coding region runs from base 315 to 1628 and encodes 437 amino acids. The record is from RefSeq and is a predicted model, not a curated record. Gene Ontology annotation, cellular component: nucleus; chromatin. Gene Ontology annotation, biological process: chromatin remodeling; regulation of DNA-templated transcription. The transcript has 4 exons. NCBI's taxonomy places the organism in Eukaryota, Fungi, Ascomycota, Sordariomycetes, Glomerellales, Glomerellaceae.
CCUUCCCGCUUCAUUCUCAAGGUUGAGCGCGUCUAGCAAGAGCGUCCCAGGGAGCAAAUUUUCAGCCACGCGCCUUCUCUUCACCGGCCUGCGUCCGCCAAGUAGACCAUCUCAUUCUUCUUCAUCCCCUCUUUUCGUUUGUAUUGUAUUGCUCUCAACUAUCAUCCCUGAAGACUCGAUUUUGUAAGACGAUUUGUGCGGAUCACCCAUCACCUGUCCUAGUGUGAGGACCUCAUCCGUCAAGCUCAUCGUCUCACCACUCGCUUGUCGAAUUUCGUCCAUCACGGUCCAUCCCCGCAGCCAAUCAGCCCAGCAUGUCGGACGAGCUGCCGGUCCCCGCCAUCAAUGGCGGCCCCAACCUCGCUUCCGAACCCUCUGCUGGCUACCGAGACGAGCCUUUCUCGUGGCUUCAACCCCACCCAACCUUCAUCAUUGUGCUCGUUGGCCCUGAGGAGAAGCCCUUCGGCAUCCAGAAGGACUUUUUGUGCGCCAGAUCAACAUACUACCGCGACUACUUUAAACAGCUGGAGAGGACGACUUCAGACACCGUCGAGCACAUCGUGAAGCUGCCUCACACUACGGCCGAAGUGUUUGGCUUGACGCAGCUCUUUCUGUUCACAGGACAGGUCUCGGAAGAGGUCGACACGUUCCCUUCAUACGAGGCGCUUAUUGGGGUCUGGAAGCUGGGGCAUAAGCUCGGUAUUGAUGGCCUAUGCGACAAGACUCUCGAGGCAAUGAAGGAGUGCAGACGGAUUACUCGGCAGAUUCCCGCCACUCCCCUUCUCGUACAAGUAUGGAGAGACACCCCGGAGGGCUCAACCAUCCGCAAGCUUCUACUUUCUUGGGCAGCCGAGUACAUGCGGUCGUCCGAUGCUAGAGCUGAGUUCGCCAAGUCGCUUCCUCAAGAGGUUCUGAGCGAGUUGGUCGUGACCAUGAGCUCGCUCGAGAACCAACCUUCCCCGCCGGCAGCUCCGGCUGAUACAGUCUCCGCUGAGCCGACUCCUCGGAAGAGUGUGCACUAUCUCGAGGAGGAUAGUAGUGAGGAGCGAGAGCACCUCUCCAAGAAGAACCGACGCGCCUCCGCGCCGUUGCCGGCUUCGCAGAACAACAACUCCAAGUCCGUUACCCGCGCCCCGCCUCCGCCCGUCCGCAAGGCCGCGGCUGUGGCUGCUGCUGCGGCCGCUACGGCACCGCGCCCGAAGCCUGUGGUCCAGAAGCGUCGCAGCAUCGUUCCGGUAUCGGAUGGUGAGAUCACCACUGAAAAGAAGGUUGAGUUCUGUGCGGAUCUUCUUGACAGAAUGCUUUCAGGACCCGGCUUCUGGACCAGACUGGUGGGCCCUUUCAAGGAGCCUGUCGACCCCGUUGAGGACGGAGUUCCCGACUACUUCAAUAAGGUCAAGAAGCCCAUGGACCUCAACACUGUCAAGGCCAAGAUGUCGCGCCAUGAGUAUCGGACCGAGGACGAGUUCGCCUCCGACGUGCGCCAGAUCUUCGAAAACUGUUACACGUAUUGGACCAAAGGGGACCCCAUGUGGGCUGCCUGUGAGAAGUUUCAGAAAACGUUUGAGGAGAAGUAUGCCCAAAUGCACAAGAACAUCUCCAAGAUGAUGCGUGAGCCGGUCGACUGAAGCAUGAUUUACGACAUUUGCGCCAUCAUCUUAGUCGAAGAAGCAGGGAAUGUGGACCGGCGCGCUCUGCAUGUUGUACAAUAUCUUACGGUGGCGUAGACUGGCAACUUUCUUCAUUUCUUAGGACGCGAGGAGCGAGGCGAGAGAAAAGUUGCUUUUGUGGAGGAUAAUACCCAGACUAGCCACGGAGCAUUGCAAGUUCUUUCUUUUUUCUUCAAUUUUUUACCAUGUGGAAUCGGCCAUAACGAUGGCUGAUAGUGAUGAAAU